AUUGUUCAAUUUGAAAAGCUGAGCGAUGAUGUGAGAAGAACAGAGAUGAGGAGGAGGAGGAGCAGCAGCAGCAGUAGUGCUCGUCACGCUGGUGAGGAAGGUUGUCUGCUGUUCUCCCGUCUCUCUCAGAUUUAACUGCAAUCAUGUCGAGUGAGUUUGUAAGUUUGGAACAAUGUCUGGAAACCCACAUCCCUGAGCAGGAGCUGAAGGAAGUCAAAAGGAUUCUCUAUGGAGGCGAAGUCCCUCUUCUUACAAUACCAGAGCAAGCUGAAAAAUUAUCUCAGAAGCACAACUUUGAAAUAAAGGGAUACCAGAUUAGUGCAGCCAAGGAAGAUUUAACCUCUCCAAGAAUUGUACGUGUAGGUAUAACUCAGCAUUCCAUAGUAGCUGAGACAACAGCUCCAGUUUCUGCACAGCGUGCUGCUAUUCAUGAGAAAAUUACUCUGAUGACUGAAGCUGCAGCUCUUUGUGGUGUUAAUAUACUUUGCUUCCAAGAACUUUGGACUAUGCCAUACUUUUUCUGCACAAGGGAAAAGCAACCUUGGUGUGAAUUUGCAGAAUGUGCAGUCUCAGGACCAACUACACAGCUUUGUCAGGAGCUUGCUCGAAAGUACAACAUGGUGAUUGUAUCUUCAAUUCUAGAAAGAGAUCACACUCAUGGUGACACGCUAUGGAAUACUGCAGUAGUCAUUAGCAAUACAGGAUAUUACUUGGGAAAAUCCCGGAAAAACCACAUUCCCAGGGUGGGAGAUUUCAGCGAGUCCACCUACUACAUGGAAGGAGACACUGGCCAUGUAGUCUUCCAGACCCAUUUUGGUCGCAUUGCUGUCAACAUCUGUUAUGGCCGCCACCAUCCCCAGAACUGGAUGAUGUAUGGUGUAAAUGGAGCUGAAAUUGUCUUCAAUCCAUCUGCUACUGUAGGAGGCCUCAGUGAACCUUUAUGGGGUGUUGAAGCAAGGAAUGCAGCAGUUGCUAACAGCUACUUUGCAUGUGCCAUUAAUCGUGUUGGAGUUGAAACUUUCCCCAAUGAGUUUACAUCUGGAGAUGGAAAAUCAGCUCACAAAAACACCGAUUUCUUCUAUGGAUCUUCGUUUGUAGCAGCACCUGAUGGUUCUCGAACUCCUGGAUUGUCUAGGACUCGUGAUGGACUUCUUGUCUGCGAGAUGGACCUGAAUCUGUGCCGACAAGCAAAAGACAGUUGGGGCUUUAGGAUGACUCAGCGUUUGGACCUUUAUGCAUCAUCAUUGUCUGCUGCCAUCCAGCCUGAUUAUGAACCACCAAUAAUAAAGGACUUGUGCUAAGAACAACAGAUGUAAAAAAAAAUUAAAGUGAGAUGUUAAUUUACUUUGGAGGAAUAUAAUUACUGUAUAUAGAACUAGUUUCUAAAUACAACAACUGUUCUAAAAGCUCAUGCAAGAGCAGAACAAAAGGUAAUACAGUACAUCCAUUUACCUAAAUCAGUAAAUAAGUUAGUUUGGCUUUAUGGGGUUAUCAUAAUUUAAUUAUACAUCAUUUACUAUAUGAAACCAAUUGUAAAGGUUUAAAACUAUAUACUUCAGUGAAUGGUAAAAUUAUUUACUAUUUUUGUAAUGUGAUUGAUAGGGUUUUGUAGUUUGUAAUAUAUUUACAAAAGUAGUUUUAUUAUAUUCAAAAUCCAAUCUUCAAAAAAUUCCCCCCAUUUUUUUUUCCUCAUUUUUCUAAAUUGGUGCUUUUCAUAAAUCAGCAUUACUUGGAUACUGAAUUAUUUCAGAAGUUUUUUUUUUUUUGUGUGUGUGUGUGCGCAUGCGAAUGUACAUGUAUACUGUAUUAGGAUUCGAGUUUGCUCAAGAUUGGAACAUGUGGUUAAAAGAAUAAGUGCUCUGCCUCCCAGAAAUGCUUGAACAAUAAUAUGCUGGUAAGGUUAGGAAUAAUAUCUGGUAAUUCAAACUAUAUUCUUACUCCUAAUACAAAAUUUCAGUGAUAAUAAUAAUUAAUCACAAGGAUAAUUAAUAUUAAUACUAUAGGUUAAGAGGAUUUUGGUUAGUUGAUAAGGAAUGUUAAUCCUAUAUAAGUUUAAUUGCAAACAGAUAGUCCUAUUCUUAGGGCAUUUCUCCUGCAGAUUAGGCAAGUUAUUAAUUUAGAAGUGUAUUUGCUUAUGCUAUUUUUCACUCCAAAUUUUAACUGGAUUAAGUUAAUUUUGUGUGGUAGCUGUUGGCUUUUUACAUUCAUAAAAUAUAAUAUUACUAAAA
Messenger RNA from Cherax quadricarinatus, 2228 nucleotides. RefSeq names its product beta-ureidopropionase pyd3 (gene pyd3). Gene Ontology annotation, molecular function: beta-ureidopropionase activity. NCBI's taxonomy places the organism in Eukaryota, Metazoa, Arthropoda, Malacostraca, Decapoda, Parastacidae. The record is from RefSeq and is a predicted model, not a curated record.